Molecule: messenger RNA, 1867 nt
Organism: Morone saxatilis (striped sea-bass)
Lineage: Eukaryota; Metazoa; Chordata; Actinopteri; Moronidae
Gene: acbd5a
Product: acyl-CoA binding domain containing 5a
Exons: 13
Coding region: 122-1609 (495 amino acids)
Biological process (GO): fatty acid metabolic process; autophagy of peroxisome
Cellular component (GO): peroxisome
Molecular function (GO): fatty-acyl-CoA binding
Source: RefSeq, a predicted model, not a curated record
CCCAGAGCACACCUCUGCGUGGCUUUAUUACUUGUUCAUGGCGUCUGGUCGAGGGCUACAGAGAGGUCGCCUUCCGACAAACAGAUAGGCCGGUGACUUUAACGGUUUUUGUGUCGGUACAAUGGAGGUGGAGAGUGUGCCAGUGGACGACGACAGGCGUCUGACCCAGCUGAGGUUCGAUGCCGCCGUCAAGGUGAUCAAGAGUUUGCCCCCGGAUGGUCCCUUUCAGCCGUCCAAUGACAUGAUGCUCAAGUUCUACAGUUACUAUAAACAAGCCACUGUGGGAGCGUGCAAUAUUCCCCGACCUGGCUUCUGGGAUGCAGUCGGGAAAGCAAAAUGGGAUGCAUGGAAUUCUCUUGGAGAUAUGACAAGAGAAGAAGCGAUGGCUGCCUACGUUGAUGAAAUGAAGCUGAUCCUGGAGGGUAUGCCCAUGACGGACGAGGUGGAGGAGCUCCUCCGUGUUCUCGGCCCGUUCUAUGAGCUGAUUGAGGAGAAGAAAAAGAUCUCGCAGAUAUCAGAUCUGAGCACAGGGUUUGGUACAAUGUUGAAUUCGGUCCAUUCGAAGAGCGUCACGAAGAACAUCAUCAGAACGAUGGAAAUGAACGGCACUCUGGAGACUCGUCCUGCCAGGCUCAAAUCAAAGGAAGUGAGGGAGGGGUCAGAGGAAGAGGCCCUGGAGGAGGAGGAGGAGGAGGAGGAAGAGGAAGAGGAAGAGGAAGAAGAAGUAGUGAUAAGGGAGGUCAGAAAAGACAAGAAAUCAGCAGCUUUACAGCCGAAGAAGAGGGGUUCGGCCAGAAGACACAAAGCGCCACUGCUGAACGGUAAAGUGGCUAACGGGGUCACCCAUCUGACUAAUGGGAGUCAGGAGGGUUCGGUCGGUGAGGCUGUGCUCAAUGGACACCACACAGAUCCCAGUGUAGAUGUGAUUGGCCCCAGUCACCUGGCCAGCGACUCGGACAGCGAAGUCUACUGUGACUCUGUGGACCAGUUCGGCCAAGAAGAGAGCUCAGAGCUUAACCGCUCUCUGGACGAUCUGGAUGAAGAGGAGAACCACGGCCUGCUUCCUCUAGAGGAGCCGCAGGCAGCACAGGAGCUCCGGGAGGACGGUCACGGUCCACCGCAAGUCAUCAAGUGUGGAGGGGAAGAUGGCGAGAACGGUGGAACAACGUCGCAGAGACUGAACGCAGCUGUGCCAGACAGCUCUUUGGUCAGAAGAGGGAGGGGCUCCAGGUCCCCAGGCCCGGGCUAUGGAUCUCUGGUGCCCACGUACAGCGGUGGAGACGGGGACGGGGGGCGCUGGGGAGGAGCAGUGACCCCUGGAGGGAGCCUGAACGAGCAGAUCGUCGUGGCGUUGGCGAGACUGCAGGAGGACAUGCAGAGCGUCCUGGAGAGGCUGCACACCCUGGAGGCUCUCACUGCGAGCCAGACAAGAUCAAUGUCUCUGUCUCCAACUUAUGCACCACUUCCAGUGAAUAAGAGGACUCGGAAACCAUCCUGGUGGCCUUUUGACAUUUCUCCAACCAGUUUGGCCUUCGCUGUUAUAUGGCCAUUUGUGGUACAGUGGCUUAUUCGCCUAUACCUGCAGAGGAGGAGAAGACGAAUCAACUGAACCUGCUCUCCCCCAAACAUCCAUGGGCAUAGACGAUAAAGAAGAGUCCUCUAAAUGUGUGGUUGGGUUGCUAAUGGCUGUAACUCCCCCCUGCUUAGACCCACAGCCCAGUAAUUUGCUUUUGCACUAUGAAGAAGGCACGUAAAGUAAUGAGUGAGAGGAAGAAACCUCUCAUGUGUUGUACUGUGGAUGUGGAAUCAAAUAGAAACAUGAAUGUAAGGGCUCACAGUCUGCAAUUAUACAACCUUUUCAAGAUGA